Molecule: messenger RNA, 764 nt
Organism: Linepithema humile (Argentine ant)
Lineage: Eukaryota; Metazoa; Arthropoda; Insecta; Hymenoptera; Formicidae
Source: RefSeq, a predicted model, not a curated record
UCCUCAUAAUUGGCACGAAACAGUACGCGCGAGUGAGGAAGUCGAAAACAGGUAGACGGAAGGGGGAAAUGCUCGCAUCGUUGCAAUCGCGGACACGAACGAUCGUAGUGGUUGUUCGGACUAAGAGUCGGCGGUGUCGCUGGAUUCUGGCGUAAAGCGUGUCACGUCGAAAACUUUGCAAAACUCGAAACGGAUUUGAAAAUAACUUUGUUUUAAGAAUCUCUUGGCCCUAGGACCGCCUUUUCUUUCGAUCAAGUCGUCAGAUAGUGCUGAUUAUGCACCCACCGCAGCGCAGCAGCAUUUGUUUCAUCUGUCUAGCAAUGAUGGGAUUCGCGCAUGCUGGAAGGCCGACGAGGACUCUGGCUUUCCGCAAAGGCAGUACUUUUUUUUACCGGCUGAACUACAAGAUAAACUCUCUCCCUUACACAACGAUCUUCGCGCAAGCGGCGGGUUUUAAGGCGACAUGGGAACUACCUACCACCGGCAGACCACGGAACAUCCGGUCCGUCACUGACAUCCAUAAGUGCACCGAGCUCAUGUACGAAAGUCAUGGCUUCAAUGGUCGUUCUUGCGUGCUAAAGAAUAUCUGUCAAGCGUUACAAUAUGCGGAGCGACAGGACGGCAUUAUAGGAAAGAUAUUGAAGCUGCUCGCAGGGUCGUAUAUUAAUAAUAGUACUUGGCAUGAAGAUCCAUUGUUCUGUGAGCAUCAUACCAGGAAUUGCCCUUUACAAUUAAUCGGGUUUAAUGGUUUUCUAGAGAGCUAA